AUGGCCGCCAAACACGAGGAGUCCCUCUCCAGAAUGUCCUUUGACAUCGCGAGCGGCUCGUCCACGCUUCUAAUCCCCAACUUCUCGCAGGCGCCGUCUCCGGGAGUGGACAAAUUCUUGUCCAGCAAGGUGUUUGCCGCCGGCGGGUACAACUGGGCGAUCCGAUUCUUCCCCGGCGGUAGGAACCCUGAAGACAGCGACUAUCUGUCGGCAUACAUCGCGCUGUUGAGUGAGGGCUGGGAGGCGCACGCGAGGGCGUUGUUUGUGCUCUGGGUGGAGGACCAGAGCGGAUACGACAACCACCUGGUCUUCACAAAUUUCGAAUCCUACCUUGUGAGCCUUGAUUACCCCCUCAUGCGCGGAUACAUGUGGGGAAACCCUAUGUUCUCCAAGAGAGAUCAUUCCAAGGUAUUGCGGUUCAUCAAGGACGACUGCCUUAUCCUGCACUGCACCGUUGGAGUCGUGAAGACCCGACUUGAGGAGCCCAUACGCUACAGAGUAGUUGUUCCGCCGCCGGACAUUGGUCGGGGUAUGAAGGCCCUCUUGGAUUCUGGAUUGGGUAUGGACGUCAAUCUCAUAGUUGGCCACGAAAUUUUUAAAGCCCACAAAGUGAUUCUGGCUGCUCGAUCUCCGAGAUUCAGAGAUGAGUUUUUCGAUCCGACGGGCGACGGCAACAAGAAGAAUCUCACUUUGAAGGACGUGGAUCCUCCUAUUUUCCAGGCAAUAUUAGAAUUCAUCUACACCGACGAGUUUCCCGACAUCAGCAUCAGCAAGAUCGCGGGCUCGACCUCUCAUUUUUCAUCCACCAAUGCGCUGUUGCGUCUAAUGGUUGCUGCUGACCUCUACCGUCUCAAUCGGUUGAGACUAUUGUGCGAGUCAAGGUUGACCGAGCAUAUCACCACCGAUACGGUGGCCGCUAUAAUUGCAUUGGCUGAUCAGCAUCAAUUCCACAAGUUGAAGGCGAUAUGCCUGAAAUUUGCCACAAAUCCGGCAAACAUGGGAGCCGUGAUGGAAUCGGAACGGUUCAAGAGCCUAGAGGAGAAGUGCAUGGAGGAGCUCUUGGCUGUGAGCAUUCAGAACACUCAUGGGAAGCAUGGUCCGGGACAAAACUUGUCGGAUAUCGUUGGCAGUGGCAACAUCACACUACCCACGAACGAUGGCGAAUUAAGGAGAUGGAAGAUCAAAGCGGGUAAAGCUCUUUACGCUCUUGCUGUGUCUAUUGAAAAUGAAUUAAUGCAACACAUCAAGAGAGCACAAACUCUAAAGGAGGUCUGGGAUAACUUGGUAGCACUUUUCGCAAGGUUGAACGACGUCAAGUUGCAAAGGUUGAAGAAUGAAUCGUAG
Rhodamnia argentea is the source of this 1344-nucleotide messenger RNA. Its product is annotated as BTB/POZ and MATH domain-containing protein 3-like. Lineage: Eukaryota; Viridiplantae; Streptophyta; Magnoliopsida; Myrtales; Myrtaceae. The record is from RefSeq and is a predicted model, not a curated record. Gene Ontology annotation, biological process: protein ubiquitination. Gene Ontology annotation, molecular function: protein binding. The coding region runs from base 1 to 1344 and encodes 447 amino acids. The transcript has 5 exons.